AGCUUUAAUAAGAUAACAUAUCACUUGAAUCAUAUCCCGGGUCAAAUCCGGGUUCAGAUAUCACCCAUCCCCCUCUCUUAUCCUCCCACCCAAUCCCACAACAGAUUCUCUCCCUCCCACCAAAACCUGCAAUGUCUCUCCGGAUUCUCUGCGACACCUCCACCAUAACACCAUGCACCCGCUUCCCUCUCCACCGUCCAUCCCUCCUACCCCCUUCAUCCGUACGCACAAAUCUCCACAUCGUUUCAGCUGCCAAAAAACUCUCCUCUAGAACCGGCAAAUUCGACAGCAAGAACAAAAGGGGGUCACCCUCAUCCGAAGAAGAUGAAUCAUCAAGUGAUGGUGCAAUUGGGACCGUUGAUUCGACCCCGGAGGUGCAGAAUUUUGAUGGGUAUGUGUUGCCGGAUCUUCCUGGGCUUGAACCGGACUUUUGGGAAGGGCCUCAGUGGGAUGGUUUUGGAUUCUUUGUCGAGUAUUUGUGGGCUUUUGGCAUCGUAUUUGCGUUAAUUUCUAGUGGAAUUGCUGUGGCAACGUAUAAUGAGGGUGCAACUGAUUUUAAAGAAACUCCGGCAUACAAGGAGUCGGUUCAAUCGAGGGACUUGUUAGAAGAACCCGAGGCGUCGAGUCCUGAUGUUUUCGAGUCCAAUCCUACCGAAGAAGCUCCUAGUUUGGAAUGAUUCGCAGGUUUACUGAUUAUCAUAUUUGGCGCAAACGGCAUAGAAUGUUGUUUGAGGUAAUGUAUUUUGAUGCAAUAACAAUUACUCUUUUGUUGUGCAAUAUACAAGUUUAGUUUGAAUGAUGGAUCAAAGGAUGUGUAUAAAGAUGAUUUUUAUGUUAUUAUGGUAGGUGGCUAUUUUUUAAAAA
This is a messenger RNA of Helianthus annuus (common sunflower), 864 nucleotides long. RefSeq lists its product as uncharacterized. The record is from RefSeq and is a predicted model, not a curated record. NCBI's taxonomy places the organism in Eukaryota, Viridiplantae, Streptophyta, Magnoliopsida, Asterales, Asteraceae. The transcript has 2 exons. The coding region runs from base 132 to 677 and encodes 181 amino acids.